Molecule: messenger RNA, 1151 nt
Organism: Osmerus eperlanus (European smelt)
Lineage: Eukaryota; Metazoa; Chordata; Actinopteri; Osmeriformes; Osmeridae
Gene: prl
Product: prolactin
Exons: 5
Coding region: 49-684 (211 amino acids)
Biological process (GO): positive regulation of cell population proliferation; positive regulation of receptor signaling pathway via JAK-STAT; response to nutrient levels
Cellular component (GO): extracellular region
Molecular function (GO): hormone activity
Source: RefSeq, a predicted model, not a curated record
GACAAAGGGCAGGAGAAACAGAACGAGGGAAGACAAGAAGAAACGAAAAUGGCUCAGCAAAAAUCCAUCGGUACCAGACUCCACCUAGCAGUCCUGUGCAUGGUGGUCUCCUGUCAAGCCAUCGGUCUGAACGACCUGCUGGAGAGAGCUGCUCAACGCUCUGACAAGCUCCACUCCCUCAGCACCUCCCUCAUGAGUGACCUGGACUCUCACUUCCCCCCCAUGGGCAGAAUGUUGAUGCCACGCCCCUCUAUGUGUCACACCUCAUCUCUUCAGACGCCCAAUGACAAGCAGCAGACUCUGAGAGUGACGGAGAACGAGCUGCUGUCUCUGAUUCGUUCCCUGCUACAAGCCUGGUCCAGCCCACUUUUUCAACUGUCCUCUGAGGCGCCCAACCUGCCACACCCAGCCGCUAGCGCCAUCCACAGCAAGCUCAGGGAACUGCAGGACCACACCCAGAGCCUGGGGGAUGGACUGGACAUACUGGUCAACAAGAUGGGACCCUCCUCCCAGCUCAUCUCUGCCCUCCCCUUCAAUGGAGGAGAUGUUGGCCAGGACAAGACCUCCCGCCUCGUUAACUUCAACUUCCUCAUGUCCUGCUUCCGCAGGGACUCCCACAAGAUCGACAGUUUCCUCAAAGUCCUCCGUUGCCGAGCUGCUAAAAUACGACCUGAAGCUUGCUGAAAAAGGAGAAAAAAGGAGCCCAUUUUAGUUUUGAGAGCCAUAAUGCGAUGAGCGGGUUAAAGCAACGAAUCAUGUGAUUAAUCCCCAAAGGUUGAUUGGAAGUGUCUAGUCUAGUUAUGAUGUCACAAUCCUUAACUGCCAGGGCUUUGCACAAUUUGGUCUGUGGCAGUUUUAGGCCCACUUUAUGCCCUUUGCCUGCAUGGUCUUUGUUAUAGGCCUCAAAAUGGAAAUCAAUAAUUUAAACCUUUCCUGUUUACUUGUCUAAAUGUUUAAACGUUUUGUAAUGUCUUCUGAAAACUGAGCCCCAGUUAGUAUUCCAAUAAUUAAUUUUUUUUAAUGUAUUUAAUUAAUUGGCCUAUAUAUUUUAAAUGUAUUGAAUAUAUUUGAUAUCUUCACGUCAUCAAUCGUAAAAGGCGGACAUGGUUGUUAUUUCUCAAAAUCAUCAAUAAAAAUCUUUCUUGCAUGAA